Molecule: messenger RNA, 2972 nt
Organism: Loxodonta africana (African savanna elephant)
Lineage: Eukaryota; Metazoa; Chordata; Mammalia; Proboscidea; Elephantidae
Gene: CRMP1
Product: collapsin response mediator protein 1
Exons: 14
Coding region: 1-2061 (686 amino acids)
Cellular component (GO): cytoplasm
Molecular function (GO): hydrolase activity, acting on carbon-nitrogen (but not peptide) bonds
Source: RefSeq, a predicted model, not a curated record
AUGGCGGACCGGCGACGCGCGUGGAACACAGAGGACGACCUGCCGGUGUACCUGGCGCGACCUGGCAGCGCGGCGCAGACCCCGCGCCAGAAGUACGGCGGCAUGUUUGCGGCGGUGGAGGGCGCCUACGAGAACAAGACCAUCGACUUCGACGCGUACAGCGUGGGCCGCCGCGGCUCUGCGCGCACGCCCCGCAGCUCUGGCCGGCUGGAUGCGUCCGGCAUUCCGGGCCCCGGCGGCAGCGAGGACACAGCCAGCGACCUGAGCGACCCCUCGGGCUCUGCCGUCAGUUCGCCCGGAGAGCGCGAUGAGCGGCCGCCCGCACUGCGCAUCCGCUGCCCAGCGCCCCGGGAUCUGCCGCUCGGCCGGGACAAUGGCCAGAGCGACCGCCUGUUCAUCAAAGGUGGCCGUGUCAUCAACGACGACCAGUCUUUCUACGCUGACGUCUACCUGGAGGACGGGCUCAUCAAACAAAUAGGAGAGAAUUUAAUAGUCCCUGGUGGAGUGAAGACCAUUGAGGCCAAUGGGCGAAUGGUCAUUCCUGGAGGCAUUGAUGUCAACACCUACCUGCAGAAACCCUCCCAGGGCAUGACUGCAGCUGACGACUUCUUCCAGGGGACCCGGGCAGCCCUAGCAGGCGGAACCACCAUGAUCAUUGACCAUGUUGUCCCUGAACGUGGGUCCAGCCUGCUGACCUCCUUUGAGAAGUGGCAUGAAGCAGCCGAUACCAAAUCCUGCUGUGACUACUCUCUCCAUGUGGACAUCACAAGCUGGUACGAUGGUGUUCGGGAGGAGCUGGAGGUGCUGGUGCAGGACAAAGGUGUCAAUUCCUUUCAAGUCUACAUGGCCUACAAGGACCUCUACCAAAUGUCUGAUAGCCAGCUCUAUGAAGCCUUUACCUUUCUGAAGGGCCUGGGAGCUGUGAUUCUGGUCCAUGCAGAAAAUGGAGACUUGAUCGCUCAGGAACAGAAGCGGAUCUUAGAGAUGGGUAUCACGGGUCCUGAGGGCCAUGCUCUGAGCAGACCUGAAGAGCUUGAGGCUGAGGCUGUGUUCCGGGCCAUCACCAUUGCCGGCCGCAUCAACUGCCCCGUGUACAUCACCAAGGUGAUGAGCAAGAGUGCAGCAGACAUCAUCGCACUGGCCAGGAAGAAAGGUCCUCUUGUCUUUGGGGAGCCCAUUGCCGCCAGCCUGGGGACGGAUGGCACCCACUAUUGGAGCAAGAACUGGGCCAAGGCGGCUUCCUUUGUGACGGCCCCACCCCUGAGCCCAGACCCCACCACGCCUGACCACCUCACCUCCCUGCUGGCCUGCGGAGACCUGCAGGUGACAGGCAGCAGUCACUGCCCCUACAGCACGGCCCAGAAGGCAGUGGGCAAGGACAACUUCAUGCUAAUCCCUGAGGGCGUCAACGGGGUUGAGGAGCGCAUGGCUGUCGUCUGGGACAAGGCGGUGGCCACUGGCAAGAUGGACGAGAACCAGUUUGUGGCUGUCACCAGCACCAAUGCCGCCAAGAUCUUCAACCUGUACCCCAGGAAAGGGCGGAUUGCUGUGGGCUCAGAUGCCGACGUGGUCAUCUGGGACCCUGACCGGGUGAAGACCAUCACAGCCAAGAGCCACAAGUCGGCUGUUGAGUACAACAUCUUCGAAGGCAUGGAGUGCCACGGCGCCCCCCUGGUGGUCAUCAGCCAGGGCAAGAUCGUCUUCGAGGAUGGAAACACAAAUGUGAACAAGGGCGUGGGCCGCUUCAUUCCCCGGAAGCCUUUCCCUGAGCACCUGUACCAGCGUGUCAAGAUUCGGAGUAAGGUGUCUGGGCUGCAAGGUGUCUCCAGAGGCAUGUACGACGGCCCUGUGUACGAGGUGCCAGCUACACCCAAAUAUGCAACCCCUGCUCCUUCAGCCAAGUCCUCACCCUCCAAACACCAGCCUCCACCCAUCAGGAACCUUCACCAGUCCAACUUCAGUUUAUCAGGUGCCCAGAUCGAUGACAACAACCCCCGGCGCACUGGCCACCGCAUAGUCGCUCCCCCCGGUGGCCGCUCCAACAUCACCAGCCUCGGCUGACAGGCAAGCGAAGGAGUCUGGAAUUACAUCUGUUCCUGGCACUGUGGGUGUUCUAGAAACCCACAGUUCCAUUUGGUACUGAUGGGGAAUUGAGUGAUGUCCUCUCUAUUUUUGUUUAGGAAGAAGCGGUACUAGUGUGGUGUGUUUGCUUGGAAAUACCUUGCCCCACAGUUGUGUACUUAUAUGGACUCACCUCAGAGCAUGGUGUCUUCAUUCCUUCCUAGUGACCCCAGGUGGCCUUGUCUCGUACUGUCCCCCCACUCCCAGCCCCAUGGCUCCAUGAUUCUCUGAGUGCUGGCUCCUUGUACCGUGUAGCUGUUUUAGGAUAGUCAAUGCAUGUCCCUAAAUUGUGUAUGCAAGUCUUCGAGUAUGUCUCACAAAACACGCCAAGGACCGACAUUGGCACGACGCCAAGACCUCAACCCUUGAAGCAGUUCCAAAACUCCUAAGUUGAAGAUGUUUACUCACUGCUCCUCCCCAAGUCUACCCUAGAAAGAAGCCCUCUCCACCCCACCCCCACUGAGAUCUCCUGCGAAUCCUCAGAAAGGCAGGGCCACUGCACUUGGCUGCAGAAAAGCACCAUCUACGUCCUGAGUCAGAAACACUCAUCUCAGCGACUGUGACUGCUGUCACGUUGCUCUGGUCUGUGUGUCCUUCAGUCAGCUCUGGUCCCACUGAGACAGACUCACACAGAGAGGCAUCUCUCCCUCCUCAUUCAGGCCUGACAGUGGUGGUGGCCGUGGUGGCUACUCCUGGCUUGCCUGAGUCCUGUUCCCUCCAAAGAAGGAUGGGGCAGCCUGAUUUUUAAAGUUUUGUACAAAGGUUUUCUUUGUAGUCACCCCCAUUUUUACUUAACAACCUACUUGUUGUGGCUUUUAUUUCUGAAUUCAAAGCUUGUGAAAAAAUAAAGA